Messenger RNA from Trichophyton benhamiae CBS 112371, 1308 nucleotides. RefSeq names its product AMID-like mitochondrial oxidoreductase, putative. Gene Ontology annotation, cellular component: cytoplasm. NCBI's taxonomy places the organism in Eukaryota, Fungi, Ascomycota, Eurotiomycetes, Onygenales, Arthrodermataceae. Gene Ontology annotation, molecular function: flavin adenine dinucleotide binding; electron-transferring-flavoprotein dehydrogenase activity. The transcript has 3 exons. Bases 1 to 1308 code for a protein of 435 amino acids. The record is from RefSeq and is a predicted model, not a curated record.
AUGGUUCUCCAACGCUUCAAGCUUAUGCUAGUUUACAUUCGACAUUUGAUACCAAUUGCCUGGACCCUGCUCUCCGAGAAAGCAAAGGGACUCUUUCAUAAACUGACAUACCGGACAACCGAGUCUUGCAAGAAUGUAGUCAUAAUUGGAGGCUCAUUCAGCGGACUUUAUUUAGCCCAGAAGCUGAUUCAAUCUCUCCCUACCGGUCAUAGGGUGGUCUUGAUUGACAAGAACUCCCACUUCAACUACACAUUCAACUUUCCUCGCUACUCAGUCCUGCAGGGCCAUGAGCACUUGGCUUUUAUCCCAUACGAUGGCAUUGCCAAAGAUGCUCCAGUCGGUAUAUAUCAACAUGUCCGUGGGCUUGUUACCUCCGUUACUAGGGAUACAGUCACUUUGGAGACUGGAGAGAUAAUCCCAUAUACUUAUCUUGCCUUUGCAACCGGCGCAACUCAGAAACCUCCUGCAGGAUUGUUAGCCACCGAGGCUCAAGAAGGAUGUACUGAAUUACGGGAUAGGCAGAAAUCCAUCAUGGAAGCGAAGAAUAUUGCUGUGAUUGGGGGUGGGGCAGUGGGGGUUGAACUGGCAACUGAUAUCAAAAGCUACUAUCCAGAAAAGAGUGUGACAUUGAUUCAUUCGCGCGAACGCCUCCUCCCACGAUUUGGCGGUCAAUUGCAUGAGAACGUGAUGGAUGCGCUUCAAAAACUAAACAUAGAGGUGCGGUUGGGAGAACGACCCAAGCUACGCUUCAGAAACGAAAAAGGAGAGUCGGAGCAAGAAAAGGACCAAUCGUUGCUUUUCUCAGACGGCAAGGUUGUUGCAUACGACUUAAUUGUCCCCUGCACGGGUCAUCGCCCCAAUUCCGACCUUGUCGCCAACCUUGAACCGGAUGCUAUCUCCAAAUCUACAGGUCGUAUCCUUACCCAACCCACCCUUCAGAUCGUCAGCAAAGAUGGACAGAAUCCUAGAGUUUUUGCUCUCGGUGAUGUAGCCGAGACAGAAGGCACUUUGAUGGCCCGAUCAGCAUAUUUCCAGGCACGAGUAGUGGGAGAGAACAUUCUCAGUAUGAUUCGAGGGAGUGACCCAAAGGCAAAAUAUGUGCCAAACCUUGCCAUUGAGGGGGCACUAAAAUUAACUGUAGGCAAGUCGGACUGGCUCAUGUAUGUGAAGCCUGCUGAUAGUGACGCAAUCAUUGACUCCGGAAACAACGGCAAUGAAGAUUUGGAUAUACACGUAGCCUGGAAACACUUUGGUGGAGAUAUCAAGAAUGCUAAUAGCUUGGCUGAAAAGUUGAGCUCGGUACAGUAA